Molecule: messenger RNA, 1442 nt
Organism: Penaeus vannamei (Pacific white shrimp)
Lineage: Eukaryota; Metazoa; Arthropoda; Malacostraca; Decapoda; Penaeidae
Product: N-acetylglucosamine-1-phosphotransferase subunit gamma
Cellular component (GO): Golgi apparatus
Source: RefSeq, a predicted model, not a curated record
GUCUCUCGAACGACAACACAACCCGAGUGUUGUCUUCAAAAAUGGCUAAAACAGCUCUUUUACACACUUUUAUUUGCUAUGCUUUGACUGUUGGUGUACACAGUGAAAUGGUACAGCUCAGAGUGAUAAAUGAGAUGCCUAAUAACGGCUACAGUAAUUUGAAUGGACUUGAUGCUAAAACAGAAGAGAAACUGCAAGCAAGAAUGAAACCUGCAAAUGUAUCAGGACCGCACCACUUGUAUCACCUGGAUGGAAAAUGCUUCAAACACAGGGAUCUGAAAUAUGAAUACGUGUUCUGCCCAUUUAACAACAUUACCCAAGAAGAUAUUCAAGCAUUUUAUGAACCAUAUAAAGGAGUAUUAGGGGUAUGGUUGGAUUGGGAAAUUAGAGAUAACAAAUUUGCUGCCAUGAGAAUGGUUGAAGGAAGCUCCUGUGCUAUGCAUAACCAUAGAACUACUAAGGUUGAAAUAGUGUGUGGUGCUCGUUCAGAAUUAGUUUCUGUUUCGGAACCUGAGAAAUGCAGGUACUCCGCAAAAUUUGUGACUCCAGAAGUUUGUGGAACAAAUGCUAUGGUGGUGUAUCCAAGGCUAUCAACUGAGCUUAGACAUAUGUGGGAUGUGUUAGAAACAGAUAGAAGUUAUGGAGACAUAACAGAAAAGGGUUACCAGAAAGAGCUGGACAGAAUUAUGAUGGCUGCUGGCUAUGUAGUUUCUCCAGAAGUGCAGUCAUCUCUCCUGGAAAAAGCUUCUUCAGAAAAGAGAAAAUCAUGUAAAGAUGAAUUAGAGGAAGCAAGACGGCGCAUCAAUGAACUUGAAGAAGAAUUAAGAAUGAAAGAAGAUAUUAUUGUAGAGCUUGAGGGAAAAGUCAACUAAUUGGACUAAAGUUAAAUAAGAUCAAUAUUUAUUUGCCAAUGUGGUGAAAACAUAUUUUGGGGGUUUGUUCUUUCACCAGGAAAUGUCAUAACAACGAGAAUUGAUAAAAUUUAAAAAAUGAAGUAACGUAUUUGCAAAUCAGUCAAAUGGCAUAACACAAAGCAUAGCAACAUCUUUUAGGCUUUCUUAUGGUUGUAUAAACAAACUAACCAUACAUUCCUUUUUAUUUAUUUAAUAAUUUUAUGGAUAUCUUAAGUCGAUGACCAUGAUUAAAUAGGGUUGUUAUUUUUGUUAAGAAAAGACUUUGUGUAUUCUUUAUGAGCAUAAUUCAAUUGAAUGAGGCAGUUAUCAUGAAGUGCACUUAUCUCCAUGAAUUGAUUUGCUCUAUUAAUUUUAUCUUUCUUUUUGUUUGUUUUAAGUAUGGAGUAGAGGAAUGAUUGUAUUGAUGAAAUGUUUGUAUUAUUUAGUUGUGUGUUGUGAGACUAUGGUCUUAUUGUUUCUGAAGAUUAACAGUUUUCAGUUGAUUUGUAAAAUUCUAGUCAUUUGUUAAUGAAGAAGGAUUAUUUUAAA